UUCUCUGAGUCAAGAGCAAAAGGAUCCCUUAAACCCUCGUUUUGGGUUCGUCUCUGUAAACUAUGGCUAGCGGAGACUCGGACCUGGGUGCUCUAACCCAAGCUUUAAGCGCUUCCCAUAUGUCCAAAGAGAAGCAACCCAGCUACAGCAACGGAGACGCCGACGCUGGUGGCGUGCAAGUCACGUGCUUCACUGAGGUCGUCCAUGAUUCCACUACCCUCCACUUCCAAAUCAUCCGCCUUCCAAAGCAGAUAUAUGCAUGGAUUGGUUGCAACUCUGGAAAAUUGGGGCAUUUGUAUGCAGCAGCACCCACUCGACCUAGUACCGUGAGUGUUACAUCCAUAGUUGGUGGGAGUUCUGAUAAUACAGGGUCGGGCAUUGCUCGGAGAUUGGUGUCGAGGACUGGACUAAACAUAAUUCUGGCUUGCAACAUUCCUAAGAAUAAUCCCAUGGUUGAGUUGGAUGCUGAAAAAUUGUUGGUUCAGAAGCUUCUCAGUCUUGGAUACAUAAGGCCAAAAUCACAAGGAUUGUAAACCUGUGCGGAUACUAUUGUAAACCGACUAUUUGCAGACUAAUGUUAUCUUUGAACAAGCGCUAGUUAGGGGUAUGAGACCGAUGAUCAAUUUUUUGUUGCUAUUUGAAAAGUAUUUCAGCCAAAUAGUAUGGCAUUGUGAUAUCUAACAGGAAUGCAAUUAUGCAAUCAUGCACCUAGUUUUUGCAAU
Fragaria vesca subsp. vesca is the source of this 722-nucleotide messenger RNA. RefSeq names its product proteasome assembly chaperone 4-like. Gene Ontology annotation, biological process: proteasome assembly. Lineage: Eukaryota; Viridiplantae; Streptophyta; Magnoliopsida; Rosales; Rosaceae. Bases 63 to 533 code for a protein of 156 amino acids. The record is from RefSeq and is a predicted model, not a curated record. The transcript has 5 exons.